CCACUACCACCUCCACUACCACUACCACCUCCACUACCACCUCCACUACCACCUCCACUACCACUACCACUACCACCUCCACUACCACUACCAACUCCACUACCACCUCCACUACCACCUCCACUACCACCACCACCACCACUACCACCUCCACUACCACCACCACCUCCACUACCACCUCCACUACCACUACCACCUCCACUACCACCUCCACUACCACCUCCACUACCUCCACUACCACCUCCACUACCACUACCACCUCCACUACCACCUCCACCACCACCACCACCUCCACUACCACCUCCACUACCACCUCCACCUCCACUACCACCUCCACUACCACCUCCACUACCACUACCACCUCCACUACCACCUCCACUACCACUACCACCUCCACUACCACCUCCACUACCACCUCCACUACCAACUCCACUACCACCUCCACUACCAUCUCCACUACCACCUCCACUACCACAACCACCUCCACUACCACCUCCACUACCACCUCCACUACCACUACCACUACCACCUCCACUACCACUACCACCUCCACUACCACUACCACUACCACCACCACUACCACUACCACCUCCACUACCACCUCCACUACCACCUCCACUACCACCUCCACUACCAACUCCACUACCACCUCCACUACCAUCUCCACUACCACCUCCACUACCACAACCACCUCCACUACCACCUCCACCACCACCUCCACUACCACUACCACCUCCACUACCACCUCCACUACCACCUCCACUACCACUACCACUACCACCUCCACUACAACUACCAACUCCACUACCACCUCCACUACCACUACCACCUCCACUACCACAACCAUCUCCACUACCACCUCCACUACCACCUCCACCUCCACUACCACCUCCACUACCACCUCCACUACCACUACCACCUCCACUACCACCUCCACUACCACUACCACCUCCACUACCACCUCCACUACCACCUCCACUACCACCUCCACUACCACCUCCACUACCACCUCCACUACCACUACCACUACCACCUCCACUACCACCUCCACUACCACUACCACCUCCACUACCACCUCCACUACCACUACCACCUCCACUACCACUACCACCUCCACUACCACUACCACCUCCACUACCACCUCCACUACCACUACCACCUCCACUACCACCUCCACUACCACCUCCACCACCUCCACCACCACCACCACCACCUCCACCACCACUACCACCUCCACCACCUCCACCACCUCCACUACCACCUCCACCACCUCCACUACUACCACUACCACCACCACCUCCACUACUACCACUACCACCACCACUACCACCUCCACUACUACCACCUCCACCACCACCACCACCUCCACCACCACUACCACCUCCACCACCUCCACUACUACCAUCUCCACUACCACUACCACCUCCACUGCCAUCUCCACUACUACCACCUCCACCACCUCCACUACUACUACUACCACCUCCACUACCACUACCACCUCCACUACUACCACUACCACCUCCACUACUACCACCUCCACUACCACUACCACUACCACCACCUCCACCACCACUACCACCUCCACCACCUCCACCACCUCCACCUCCACCUCCACUACCACUACCACCUACACCACUACCACCUCCACCACCACCUCCACCACCACUACCACUACCACUACCACCUAUACUUCAAAACCCUCAGAGCUGCUGCCUCGUCAAUACACCCAGAGUCAUCAGAGCUGCUGCCUCGUCAAUACACCCAGAGCCCUCAGAGCUGCUGCCUCGUCAAUACACCCAGAGUCAUCAGAGCUGUUACCUCAUCAAUACACCCAGAGAGCCCUCAGAGCUGCUGCCUCAUCAAUACACCCAGAGAGCCCUCAGAGCUGCUGCCUCAUCAAUACACUCAGAGAGCCCUCAGAGCAGCUGCCUCAUCAAUACACCCAGAGAGCCCUCAGAGCUGCGGCCUCAUCAAUACACCCAGAGAGCCCUCAGAGCUGCUGCCUCAUCAAUACACCCAGAGAGCCCUCAGAGCUGCUGCCUCAUCAAUACACCCAGAGAGCCCUCAGAGCUGCUGCCUCAUCAAUACACCCAGAGAGCCCUCAGAGCUGCUGCCUCAUCAAUACACCCAGAGAGCCCUCAGAGCUGCUGCCUCAUCAAUACACCCAGAGAGCCCUCAGAGCUGCUGCCUCAUCAAUACACCCAGAGAGCCCUCAGAGCUGCUGCCUCAUCAAUACACCCAGAGAGCCCUCAGAGCUGCUGCCUCAUCAAUACACCCAGAGAGCCCUCAGAGCUGCUGCCUCAUCAAUACACUGAGAGAGCUCAGUUCAGAGCUGCUGCCUCAUCAAUACACCCAGAGAGCCCUCAGAGCUGCUGCCUCAUCCCAGAGAGCCCUCAGAGCUGCUGCCUCAUCAAUAGACCCAUGAGCCCUCAUGACUGCCUCAUCAAUACACCCAGAGAGCCCUCAGAGCUGCUGCCUCAUCUACACCCAAAGGCAUCAGAGCUGCUGCCUUAUAUUAAUACACCCAGAGAGCCCUCAGAGCUGCUGCCUCAUCAAUAG
Messenger RNA from Oncorhynchus keta (chum salmon), 2559 nucleotides. RefSeq names its product basic proline-rich protein-like. Lineage: Eukaryota; Metazoa; Chordata; Actinopteri; Salmoniformes; Salmonidae. The annotation marks the transcript as partial. The record is from RefSeq and is a predicted model, not a curated record. The transcript is spliced from 6 exons.